Messenger RNA from Galeopterus variegatus (Sunda flying lemur), 2694 nucleotides. It is a transcript of the gene MAP4K2, whose product is annotated as mitogen-activated protein kinase kinase kinase kinase 2. NCBI's taxonomy places the organism in Eukaryota, Metazoa, Chordata, Mammalia, Dermoptera, Cynocephalidae. The record is from RefSeq and is a predicted model, not a curated record. Gene Ontology annotation, biological process: protein phosphorylation. Gene Ontology annotation, molecular function: ATP binding; MAP kinase kinase kinase kinase activity. The coding region runs from base 166 to 2358 and encodes 730 amino acids. The transcript has 31 exons.
GACACGGUCACGUCCGAACUGGCCGCCGUGAAGAUAGUCAAGCUAGACCCAGGGGACGACAUCAGCUCUCUCCAGCAGGAAAUCACCAUUCUGCGUGAGUGCCGCCAUCCCAAUGUGGUGGCCUACAUUGGCAGCUACCUCAGGAAUGACCGCUUGUGGAUCUGCAUGGAGUUCUGUGGAGGGGGGUCCCUGCAGGAAAUUUACCACGCCACAGGACCCCUGGAGGAACGGCAGAUUGCCUAUGUCUGCCGAGAGGCACUGAAGGGGCUCCACCACUUGCAUUCUCAGGGGAAGAUCCACAGAGACAUUAAGGGAGCCAACCUUCUCCUCACUCUCCAGGGAGAUGUCAAGUUGGCUGACUUUGGGGUGUCAGGCGAGCUGACGGCGUCUGUGGCCAAGCGGAGGUCUUUCAUUGGGUCUCCGUACUGGAUGGCUCCGGAGGUGGCUGCUGUGGAGCGCAAAGGUGGCUACAACGAGCUGUGUGACGUCUGGGCCCUGGGCAUCACCGCCAUUGAGCUGGGCGAACUGCAGCCCCCUCUAUUCCACCUGCACCCCAUGAGGGCCCUGAUGCUCAUGUCAAAGAGCAGCUUCCAGCCACCCAAGCUGAGAGACAAGACUUGCUGGACCCAGAACUUCCACCAUUUCCUCAAGUUGGCCCUCACCAAGAACCCCAAGAAGAGGCCAACAGCAGAGAAGCUUCUGCAGCACCCAUUCACAACCCAGCCACUCCCUCGGGCCCUCCUCACGCAGCUCUUGGACAAAGCCAAUGACCCCCACCUGGGAACCCCCUCCCCUGAAGACUGUGAGCUGGAGACUUAUGACAUGUUUCCAGACACCAUUCAUUCCCGGGGUCAGCACGGCCCAGCCGAGAGGACCCCCUCAGAGAUCCAGUUUCACCAGGUGAAGUUUGGUGCCCCACGCAGGAAGGAAACGGACCCGCUAAAUGAGCCGUGGGAGGAAGAGUGGACAGUGCUGGGAAAGGAGGAGCUGAGUGGGAGCCUGCUGCAGUCGGUCCAGGAGGCCCUGGAGGAACGGAGCCUGACCAUCCGGCCAGCUUCGGAACUCCAGGAGCUGGACUUCCCAGAUGAUGCCAUGGGAACCGUCAAGCGGGCCCCCUUCGGGCUGCCCCCCUCUGAGCCUCCUGCUGAGGACCCUCGAUUCAGCCCCCCAGGAACUCUGCCCCCACAUCUCCCAGGCCCUGACAGCCCCCCACUUCUGCCCACCACCUGGGCCACCAUGAAGCAGCGGGAGGAUCCUGAGAGAUCGUGCUGUCACGGGCUCCCCCCAACCCCCAAGGUGCACAUGGGCGCCUGCUUCUCCAAGGUCUUCAACGGCUGCCCCCUGCGGAUCCAUGCUGCUGUCACCUGGAUUCACCCUAUUACUCGAGACCAGUUCCUGUUGGUGGGGGCCGAGGAAGGCAUCUACACACUCAACCUGCAUGAGCUGCAUGAGGACACACUGGAGAAGCUGAUUUCACACCGCUGCUCCUGGCUCUACUGCGUGAACAAUGUGCUGCUGUCACUCUCAGGGAAAUCCACGCACAUCUGGGCCCAUGACCUCCCAGGCCUGUUUGAGCAGCGGAGACUGCAGCAACAGGUUCCUCUCUCCAUCCCCACCAACCGCCUCACCCAGCGCAUCAUCCCCAGGCGCUUUGCCCUUUCCACCAAGAUCCCCGACACCAAAGGCUGCCUGCAGUGUCGUGUGGUGCGGAACCCUUACACGGGCAGCACCUUCCUGCUGGCUGCCCUGCCCACCAGCCUGCUCCUGCUACAGUGGUACGAGCCGCUGCAGAAGUUCCUGCUGCUGAAGAACUUCUCCAGCCCCCUGCCCAGCCUGGCUGGGAUGCUGGAGCCGCUGGUGCUGGAUGGAAAGGAGCUGCCGCAGGUGUGUGUGGGGGCCGAGGGGCCCGAGGGGCCUGGCUGCCGAGUCCUGUUCCAUAUCUUGCCCCUGGAGGCUGGCCUGACCCCUGACAUCCUCAUCCCACCUGAGGGCAUCCCGGGCUCGGCCCAGCAGGUGAUCCAGGUGGACAGGGACACAGUCUUGGUCAGCUUUGAACGCUGCGUGAGGAUUGUCAACCUGCAGGGUGAGCCCACGGCCACGCUGGCACCUGAGCUGACCUUUGAUUUCCCCAUUGAGACUGUGGUGUGUCUGCAGGACAGCGUGCUGGCCUUCUGGAGCCAUGGGAUGCAGGGCCGUAGCCUGGACACCAACGAGGUGACCCAGGAGAUCACAGACGAGACAAGGAUCUUCCGAGUACUUGGGGCCCACAGAGACAUCAUACUGGAGAGCAUUCCCACGGAGAACCCGGGGGCGCACAGCAACCUCUACAUUCUCACGGGCCAUCAGAGCAGUUACUGAGCACUGGGCCUGGCCAGUGGCAGCCCCCACCCGCCUGCAUGCCUUAGCAGAAGGGGCCCUUCCAGAUCAGAGGGGACCAGGCUCCAGUUCUGCUGGGCAGAAGGGCAGAAAUGAUCCUGAGAAGUGUUUUGGGGCUGGGGAGGGGAGGGGAGCCCACCCCCACCUCUGCAAUAACUGGACCACAGGAAGCUGCUGUCACCUCCCCCUCCCCUGGGGACAGCACAGUCCCUAGUGCCCCGUGGCAGGGGGCCCUGGGCAGGAUGUGGGUGGCCACAGCUGAUCCAUUCCAUUUUGUUCCAUGUUUUUUUCCACCCGUUCUGCCAGGAGCCCACCCCU